Molecule: messenger RNA, 1614 nt
Organism: Cucumis sativus (cucumber)
Lineage: Eukaryota; Viridiplantae; Streptophyta; Magnoliopsida; Cucurbitales; Cucurbitaceae
Product: protein RAE1
Exons: 13
Coding region: 311-1345 (344 amino acids)
Biological process (GO): transcription-dependent tethering of RNA polymerase II gene DNA at nuclear periphery; RNA export from nucleus
Cellular component (GO): nuclear pore
Molecular function (GO): RNA binding; ubiquitin binding
Source: RefSeq, a predicted model, not a curated record
UUCUUAUUCUUUCUCGUGAAAACAACGCCGACCCCCCGCCCUUUUCUUAUUCUUCACCGAGGGUUGCACCCGCCGCACGCCGUUGCUCCGCCGGCCUUCUGCCGCCAGCGCUCUCUCUCCCCUUCGCUACCAUUUCUCUCUCUCUCUUCUGGUCCUCGCCGCUGUUGGAGUUUGUUAGCUGUGCCGCCCGUUGUGCCGUCAAGUUUCGUCGGAGAUUUGUUGAGUUUUGGUUUACUCGGGGUUUUGGAGCAGUUCUCGCUGCUGUCCAGCGAGAUUGAAGUGUUUUCCAGCGACAUUUGGAUAGCUUCAAAUGGCUGCAUUUGCUAACCCCAAUCCUAAUAAAUCCUUUGAGGUUGCUCAGCCUCCUAGUGAUUCUGUGUCGAGCCUUAGUUUUAGUCCAAAGGCGAAUCACUUGGUUGCGACUUCAUGGGAUAAUCAGGUUCGUUGCUGGGAAAUAAUGCAAAAUGCAGGUAAUCUUGCCAGUACGCCUAAGGCUUCUAUAUCCCACGAUCAACCGGUUUUAUGCUCAGCCUGGAAGGAUGAUGGAACGACUGUGUUUUCUGGAGGCUGUGAUAAACAAGUUAAAAUGUGGCCCCUAUUGUCAGGUGGUCAAGCCAUGACUGUAGCCAUGCACGAUGCACCUGUCAAAGAAGUUGCUUGGAUCCCUGAAUUGAACCUAUUGGUUUCUGGAAGUUGGGACAAGACAUUAAAGUAUUGGGAUACAAGGCAGCCAAACCCUGUACACACGCAACAACUUCCUGAUCGCUGUUAUUCAAUGGCAGUGAGACAUCCCCUAAUGGUAGUUGGUACUGCAGAUAGAAAUCUCAUAGUAUUUAACUUGCAAAAUCCUCAGAGUGAAUUUAAGAGAAUUGUUUCACCCUUGAAGUAUCAAACAAGAUGUGUAGCCGCCUUUCCUGAUCAGCAAGGUUUCUUGGUUGGUUCAAUAGAGGGAAGGGUUGGUGUCCAUCACCUUGACGAGUCUAUGGCAAAUAAGAACUUCACUUUCAAGUGCCACAGGGAUGGGUCUGAGAUAUAUUCUGUCAACUCCUUGAACUUCCAUCCUGUGCAUCACACUUUUGCAACUGCAGGGUCGGAUGGUGCUUUUAAUUUCUGGGACAAGGAUAGCAAGCAGAGGCUGAAGGCAAUGUCACGGUGUAGUCAGCCCAUAAGUUGUAGCACUUUCAACCAGGAUGGGUCGAUAUUUGCAUAUUCAGUGUGCUACGAUUGGAGUAAAGGGGCAGAAAAUCACAACCCAGCAACAGCAAAGACUUACAUCUACUUGCACCUUCCACAGGAGGUUGAGGUUAAAGGCAAGCCACGAGUUGGGGGCGGCGGAAGAAAGUGAUACCUGUCUAAUCGAUUACAUUUGUUCAUCAUUGUUCUCUAAUGUCAAAUUACUAAUAGGGUUUAACUAAGUUUGCAAAAGUGUUGAAUAUAUUUUUAGUUUAGAAUGUAGACUAUUUUUUUUUGUAUGAUUGGCAAAUAUCGAAUUUUCAAAUACUUGAAAGAGAUCUACAGUUGGAUUUCCUUUGCUAAGAGAUUCGUAUUUUUGUACCAAGUUGUUCAACAGUGAUAAAUGCUUUUUGUGAAAUUAAACAAUUUUAGUUUGAAGAA